This is a messenger RNA of Trematosphaeria pertusa, 1208 nucleotides long. RefSeq lists its product as uncharacterized. NCBI's taxonomy places the organism in Eukaryota, Fungi, Ascomycota, Dothideomycetes, Pleosporales, Trematosphaeriaceae. Bases 110 to 1174 code for a protein of 354 amino acids. The transcript has 4 exons. The record is from RefSeq and is a predicted model, not a curated record.
CACAAAGCUCCUGCCACCCUCCCGCACCAGUCCCUCAGCACACUAAUACUGCCUGAUACCGGCCACAGCAUCUUCUUCCUUCCUUCACCAUGCAAGCCUUCGGUGAGGAAUGUCUCUCAAGCGCUCUGUCGCCUUCGCGACACACACGCUCACGAUUGCAGUGCCUAAGAACCGGCGGCCCAAGUUCGAACUGCGCCUGAGAAUAAUCGACCUGAACAACGUACCACUCGUCUCCGGCAACUCAUUCGUCAAGUGGCACCUCCCGCACUCGACGGCUGCUGAGCACCGCGGUCGCACCGAAAAGAGACCUAUCAAGGACCACAAAGUAUUCUACGAUUACGAAGCGAAGCUCCCCGUCCGGCUCACCGUCGACAAGAAUGGCAUGCUCCAGGAGAGCUUCAUCGAGUUCGAGGUGAUACAGGAGUAUGGGGGCGGCGGCAGAGGAGAGCGCAUCACGCUGGGGAAUGUCAGGCUGAAUCUGGCCGAAUACGUGGAGCAGAGCGAAAUGCCAGGCGUCGACGGCGACGAGCCGGGCGUUACGAGAAGAUAUCUGAUGCAGAACAGCAAGAUCAACAGCACGCUCAAGAUUUGCGUCUAUAUGAGGCAGAUCGAAGGCGAUAAGAAUUACGUUGCGCCUGCACUGAAGACGGCGCAGGUCUUCAGCGGUAUCGCUGGGAUUGUGUCUGGGGAACAGGGAGAUUCGGAAGAUGCUGGGUCUACCCCGUCUCUAAACGCUGGAUCGCGCGAAGCGGGCGAGCUUCAAGACAUGUACAGGCGGACGUUGGCUGCAUACUGGUCCGCCCAGCCGGGAGAGCUCAAGGCAGACGAGUGCAUCGAGGAUAUUUUUGGGGGUGGGGAUGGCUGGGGCGACCGGGAGAAGCCAUAUGAUGCGCAACAACGCGGCAUAAGGUUCGUCUCCGGCGAUAGUAGCGGGUCACUGAGCGAAAGCGAUUCCAGAACCACCCGCGGGAGCACCAUACACCGCAAAUCGCACGAGACACUGAGGCCCGGAGAUGUAAUGACAAGCUCGCCGAACGUGCGCGGCAGAGGAAGUCUGGAGCAACAGGCUCAUCAGAUGAAAGCAGAAGCGGAGCGGAAACGGCAUCGACCGAACCACGAGGUGGAUGAGUUCGAUGUCCGGGACGACCUCUGCAGCUGGCGGCAGCCUAUAUAGCCAUUGACUACAAGAAAGCAAAAAUAGAAUCGUU